Messenger RNA from Cylas formicarius (sweet potato weevil), 3930 nucleotides. RefSeq lists its product as uncharacterized. NCBI's taxonomy places the organism in Eukaryota, Metazoa, Arthropoda, Insecta, Coleoptera, Brentidae. The coding region runs from base 1 to 3930 and encodes 1309 amino acids. The record is from RefSeq and is a predicted model, not a curated record. The transcript has a single exon.
AUGGCUGAUGUAAACAAAAACAAACGAAAAGCAAUUAAAAGCUCUCUUACGCGAUUUGUAAACCAUUUUGACUCUAUAAAAGGCGCUGAAACAAAUUUAGAUGAGUUACAAACACGUUUGAACAGAGCUGAAAAAUUAUUAGACGAUUUUAAUGACGUACAACUGCAGAUUGAAUCUGCCGAUGAAAAUUGUGACACCAAUUAUGACAAUUUACACGCUCCUGAACGAGAAAGUUUCGAAAACACGUACUUCAAAAUUAUUUCGGAGGUUAGGAACUUCAUUUCCAUUAACAAUGAAAGUGUUAUGUUUCAAUCCCAGUCUCCUAAUAGUCAAAAUUCGCCACAAAUUGCAAAUAAUGACUUAAUGAGCACUAGACUUCCAACGUUAGAUUUGCCAACAUUCGACGGAGCUGCAGAAAAUUGGUUAUUCUUUCGAGAUACCUUUUUAUCAGUGAUCCACAAAAGCAGUGCCCUUGCGGAUGUUCAAAAAUUUAAUUAUUUGCUGCUUUCACUGAAAGGUACCGCUGCUGAUACAAUAAAAUCUUUGCAAGUUUCGGAUGCGAAUUAUUCCGUCGCAUGGAAAAUGCUUGAAGAACGUUUUGAAAAUAUACAUUUAUUAGUCACCAAUUACAUUAAAGCAAUUUUUAACUUGCCUACCAUCACAAAAGAAUCUCACCAGGGCUUGAGACAACUUUUAGAUGGAAUGCAAAAAAACCUACGCUCUUUAAAUGUUCUUAACUGCCCCACUGAUCAAUGGGAUGAUUUAUUAAUUUAUUUGAUUUCCUCCAAGUUUGACAACUCUACCCGUCGCGCUUGGGAAUUUCAAAACAGUACUAAUAAAUUACCAACUUUAGAUUGUUUAACUAGCUUUUUAAAGGAACGAUGCAGGAUUCUAGAAUCAAUAGAAUCAAACGAUUUAAAACAACAACAAUUUUACAAACAAUCAUUUAUCAAAUCUUCAAAAUCUUUGGUAGCUGUGUCAACAAGAAAAUGUGCUUUAUGUGAAAAAGACCACACAAUUUAUUAUUGUUCUGAAUUUACAAAACUUAGUCCAAAUGAAAGGUUAAACGCAGCGAAACAUUUACGCCUUUGCAUAAACUGUUUAAAUACAACACACUCUACAAAGGAUUGUAAGUCUACAGGUUGUAGAAAGUGUGGUAAAAUUCAUCACACGCUUUUGCAUUUCCCAAACAAGGAUUCCACACAAAACACUGUUACCACAACCACAGCCAACGAUAGCGACAGUGCUACUUCUACUAACAGCAGCACUUCUGUUACACUGACCGUCAACACAUCAAUCAAUACUCAGAUUUUACUUUCCACUGCAGUCGUGACAAUUUUUGACAGAUCUGGAACUCCACACGAUUGCCGAGUUUUGCUUGACAACGGCAGUCAAUCUAAUUUCAUUUCACAACGUUGCUGUAACAUUUUAAAUCUACCCAAAACUAAAGUUGAAAUUUCGAUUUUUGGAAUCAAUCAAUUGGAUUAUCCCGUAAAUUACAUGGUCUCUGUUGAAGUUAAUUCCAAAACAAACAACUUUCGGAGAACACUUUCAUGCUUGGUGCUGCCCAGCAUAACCGGAGAUAUUCCUGCGUUUCCAAUCAACAGGGAAACAUUAACAAUUCCAAAUAAUCUCACACUUGCUGACCCUGAUUUUCACCAACCUGCUCCAGUAGACAUACUGAUUGGUGCUGACACAUUUUGGGACCUCUUGUGCAUUGGUCAAAUCAAACUAGGUACAAAUGCUCCAAUAUUACAGAAAACUAAGUUGGGGUGGAUAAUUUCCGGUCCAAUAGUUACAGCUAAAAUGUUCAACACUUCUCAAACACAUUUUUGUCACCUUUCAACUGAUCAAACUCUACAAACUGAACUAACGAAAUUCUGGGAGUUAGAAGAAUAUCCAAAAACAACAUUUUUGUCCAAUGAAGAAAUUUAUUGUGAAAAUCACUUCAAACAAAACACCACUCGAAAUGAUGACGGUCGUUUCGUAGUCACGUUGCCAUUGAAGGACUCCAUCUCAAAACUUGGAGAUUCUCGAGCAAUAGCAACCAAUCGAUUUCUCAAUUUAGAACGUAAAUUAAAUAAAAACCUCAUUUUGAAAACUCAAUAUCAUGAAUUCAUCAAUGAGUAUUUAAAACUCAAUCACAUGUCACUUGAUGAGAACCAACAAGACAGUUCAGGUUUCUUUCUUCCUCAUCAUGGUGUGUUCAAGGAGAGUUCAACAACGACCAAGUUACGAGUUGUAUUUGAUGGUUCUGCCAAGUCCUCAUCAGGUAUAUCACUCAACGAUCUAAUGUUAGUAGGUCCAACCAUACAAGACAAUUUAUUUAACAUCCUUCUGCGAUUCAGACGACACAACAUUGUUUUAAGCGCAGACAUUGCUAAGAUGUAUAGACAAGUGCUCAUAGCACCCAAUCAACGCAAAUUACAAAGAAUUAUUUGGCGUUUUAACCCCGAUGACGAGUGUCUUGUUUACAAUCUUAACACUGCAACCUACGGUACUACUUCUGCCCCAUUUCUCGCCAUAAGAUCAUUACACGAGGUUGCUCAUCGGCAUAAAAACGAUUUACCAAAAAUUUGCUCCAUCAUCCUUCAUGAUUUUUAUGUAGAUGAUCUUCUAACUGGUGGCGACACCAAAGAAGAAGUCCAAGAAAUAAAGGAUAAACUUUCCAAACUCUUGAAUGAUUAUGGUUUUCCACUUCGAAAAUGGUCAUCAAAUGACACAUCAAUUCAGUCAAAGUUCGAAUCCAACAUUCUUCACAUCGGAGAAGAGCAAAACAAAACACUUGGAUUAUUGUGGGAUUCAAAACACGACAAUCUUCAAUAUGUUAUCAAUUCACGACACCAUGUCAAAGUAACUAAACGACAAAUUCUUUCUAUAAUUUCACAAAUUUUUGAUCCCCUUGGUCUUCUGUCACCAGUAACGAUUUCUGCAAAAAUCAUACUACAACAACUUUGGAAACUAAAAAUUUCCUGGGAUGAAUCAGUACCCACUGAUCUUUAUUACACAUGGUCAAAAUACCAUUCGCAGUUGAUUCACCUGAAUAAGGUAAAAAUUCCAAGACAUGUACUUUGCAUCAAUCCAAUUUCUAUCCAGUUACAUGGCUUUUCGGACUCAUCUGAAAAGGCUUAUGGAGCCUGUAUUUACUUGCGUUGUACAGAUACAUUUGGAAACGUAACUUCCAAACUUUACACUGCCAAAACCCGCGUUGCACCAUUAAAACAAACUACCAUUCCACGACUGGAACUUUGUGGUGCGUUGUUGCUAGCUGAACUAGCAUCAAGGGUAAUUUUAUCAACCAACAUCACUUUCCAACGGGUAACUUAUUGGUGUGAUUCGACCAUUGUUAUUUCAUGGAUAUCCACAUCUCCUUCUCUACUAAAAACCUUUGUGGCCAACAGAAUAUCACAAAUCCAGGCUUUAACAGUUCCAGAUUCUUGGAAAUAUGUAAAUACAUUUGACAAUCCCGCUGACCUCUGUUCCAGAGGCAUCGAACCGACAAAACUUUCAGAAUCAGAAAUUUGGUUUCAUGGCCCAAAAUGGUUAAUUCAAUCAGAAAAUCAUUGGCCCACACAAAUACCUUGUAAAAAGGCAACUAUUUUGCCAGAGCUGCGGCAAAAAACUUUAAUUUCCACGACUUAUGAAAAAAUCAUUCCCAUUUCUCGAUUUUCGUCUUUGUUAAAACUCAAACGAGUAUUUGCCUAUGUACAUAGAUUCAUAAACAAUACUCGUAAAGAAAAAAAUACACGUACUUUUGGUUCUUUAACGCCUUCCGAAUUAUGUAAUUCUUUAAACCAUUUAAUUCGACUGUUACAGAUUGAAAGCUUCCCUGAUGAUUACCAAAGACUGUUUUCGAACUCCAAACUUGACAAUAAAAGUAAACUUUUAAGUUUAAACCCGUUCUUUGAUUCAAUCACUCAAACUAUAUGA